UACUGAGGGCGGGGUGUGACCCAUGGUAGGAGAUUCCUGGUAUGAGUGUCAAGGUAUUAUGGGUGCUUAUAGCUUUGGUUGCCGAGGUAACGACAACGCCGUGCGUCAAGACGCACAAAGCAUGACGUAACGGGAGCGCCGCCGAGAGCCGUCAAAAGAGAGCAUCAGCGAGACAUCGCCGGAGACAUGCCAAAUAAAACCAAAAAAGACAAGGAGCCCUCCAAGUCGGGAUGCACAAGGGGCACCGGAAGAAACAGCAAGGACAGCGGCGGUGGAGAGACGGCCGAGGAGGCCCAGCAGACGGUGAACAAGCGUCCGAGUCCGAGCGCCCCGCCGCCCACCCAGCUCAACAAGAUACAGUAUGGCGGAGGAUCCCAGAUUGUCAAGAGGGAGCGCAGGCACAGUUCCUCUCGGUUUAGCCUGAGCAAAAACAGAGAGCUCUAUAAACUGCCCCCGCUGAAAGACUGUGGCCCCGGAGAGGAGCGAGAGGCUCUCUUUGUCCAGAAGAUCAGACAGUGCUGCGUACUUUUUGACUUCGUGUCGGAUCCUCUCAGUGACCUGAAGUAUAAGGAGGUGAAGAGAGCCGGUCUCAGCGAGAUGGUGGAGUACAUCACACACAACCGAGACAUCCUCACCGAAUGUAUUUACCCCGAAGCCGUGCAGAUGUUUUCCGUGAAUUUGUUCCGUCCGCUGCCUCCUUCCUCGAAUCCGAGUGGAGCCGAGUUUGACCCGGAGGAGGAUGAACCCACGCUGGAAGCGGCCUGGCCUCAUCUCCAGCUGGUUUAUGAGUUUUUCCUCCGGUUUCUGGAAUCAGCGGAUUUUCAACCCAAUAUCGCCAAAAAAUUCAUUGACCAGAAGUUUGUGUUAUCGCUGCUGGACCUGUUUGACAGCGAAGACCCUCGAGAACGAGACUUCUUGAAGACGAUUCUCCACCGAAUAUACGGGAAGUUCCUGGGGUUACGCGCCUAUAUACGACGGCACAUAAACAACAUAUUCUACAGAUUUAUUUAUGAGACGGAACAUCACAACGGGAUCGCGGAGCUUCUGGAAAUUCUUGGCAGCAUUAUUAACGGCUUUGCUCUGCCUCUGAAGGAGGAGCACAAGAUGUUUCUGAUCCGUGUCCUCCUACCUCUUCACAAAGCCAAGUCACUGAGUGUCUACCACCCGCAGCUCGCUUACUGCGUGGUUCAGUUCUUGGAGAAGGACAGCAGCCUCACUGAGCCGGUGAUUUCGGGUUUGCUUCGGUUCUGGCCGCGCACGCACAGCCCUAAAGAAGUCAUGUUCCUGAACGAGCUGGAAGAGAUUUUAGACGUGAUGGAGCCGGGAGAGUUCAGUAAAAUCAUGGAGCCGCUGUUCCGCCAGCUCGCCCAGUGCGUUUCCAGCCCGCACUUUCAGGUUGCUGAGCGAGCUCUUUAUUACUGGAAUAACGAAUACAUUCUGAGCCUUAUGAGCGAUAAUGCAGCCCAGAUUCUGCCCAUCAUGUUCCCAGCGCUGUACCGCAACUCCAAAAACCACUGGAACAAGACGAUCCAUGGGCUGAUUUAUAACGCUUUGAAGCUGUUCAUGGAGAUGAAUCAGAAGCUGUUCGAUGAUUGCACGCAGCAGUACAAGGCUGAGAAGCAAAGAGGGAAGCUUCGAGGCAAAGAAAGAGCCGAGAUGUGGAAUCGUAUCGAGGAAAUGGCCCGACUGAACCCUCAGUAUCCCAUGUUCAAUGCUCCUCCAGCUCUAAGUGUCAUCUGCUCCAUGGAGACAGACACUCCAACCGCGGAGGACAUUCAGAUCCUGAAGAGGACAGUGGAGACUGAGGCCAUGCAGGUCCUGCGCAGUUCACCGCAUGAGCAGAUGCUGCUGUGCAGGAAGUCUGAGCUUCCACAAGAUAUUUACACCAUCAGAGCUCUGGAGUCCCACAGGAGAGCGGAGGAAUAUUUGAGCAGCAACCAGGAGGCGCUCUGACCCUCUCUAUAACCAGGACUAACAGCCGGGGAAGGUUCUGACCCGCUCUAUAACAAGGACUAACAGCCAGGAGGAGCCCAGAAACCCCAGCACUUAGUCCAGUGUGGCAUUCUGACCCUCCCUAUGUCCAAGACUUUCAGCCAGGAGCCCCUCUGUCCUUACCUGCACCUGGCACUCGACCAGAAGCCCCUUUGUCCUUCAGUGUAUACGUACUGAGCCGGGGGAACUCUGUACCCCUUGCUGGUUCUCUGACCUUCCCAAGACCCAGAAUCACGGGCAGAAGGCUUUAAUUUCCAAUGAGCUGCCUUAAGUUAGUUAAAAUAUGACUUAAGCAGAGUCUCCCUUCCACUUUAGGGGUGUAUUUAUUAAGCUUAGAGUUUGCAAUAGAAGCUGCAGUUUUAUCUCCCUGACCUCACUGCAGGAAAUGCUCAGCUAGCCCUAAAUAAUGUAUUAUAUUAUAAUGUAAUAUUGCUAGCAUAAGAUUAAAAAUAAGUUUACAAAAA
Molecule: messenger RNA, 2456 nt
Organism: Spea bombifrons (plains spadefoot toad)
Lineage: Eukaryota; Metazoa; Chordata; Amphibia; Anura; Pelobatidae
Gene: PPP2R5D
Product: protein phosphatase 2 regulatory subunit B'delta
Exons: 17
Coding region: 187-1953 (588 amino acids)
Biological process (GO): signal transduction; protein dephosphorylation
Cellular component (GO): cytosol; nucleus; protein phosphatase type 2A complex
Molecular function (GO): protein phosphatase activator activity
Source: RefSeq, a predicted model, not a curated record